AUGGAAUCUCUUACUCUGUUUUCCAGCUGCAGAGAAGCAAUCUCUUCCUCUCUCACAUUCGGCUACCCGGAGGCCUCUGGACCCGGGAUCCGCCGCCGGCUCUCCUCUCUCUCCCUGAAUCUGAAGAUCCAGCCGUCGUCCCCCCCCGCCGCUGCGUGGGCCAUGCGGCGCCCCAAAUCCAUAUCCGCCAUGGGAGAAUACGCCGGCAGCUCCGCGAGGAAGUGGUGGGAGUGGGGAUGGGGAUGGAUCCUCACCCGAAAACCUACCUUCGCCGCCGAUCUGGAAAUGAACGAGGAAGAGGUCGCCGCCAUCGGCAGCCACAGCAGGGGCAGCUGGCCCCACGUCUUCUACAAGCUCACCCCCCACCUCCGCCCAAGCUGCUCGGCUCCGACAAUGUCGGCCUCCCCAGACCUUCCGCUACGAUUCCUUCAACAAUGGAAAGUCCUCCGCCUCCUUCAUCCACUGAUCCACCAUUCCUUCGUGCUCGGAUAAUCGUUCUUUCAUUUAUUGAUUGCCGGUAUUAUAAUUACGUAUAUUCGAUCCCCUUUUUGGCUCAAUUGCUGCUCUCUCUCAAAUCUGAGGGGAUCGGCCGGCAUCAAAUCUUUCAUUGUGCGUGUGAUUAAUUAAUUCAUAUAUAGCGUUUUGUAUGAUAUUCUUUUUAAUUAGUUGUUUCAUUUAUCAUUAGUAGUCCCGGUUUGUAAUUCGUUGAAAUAUAUGAAGAUGUCCACUUAAUUGUAAAAUGUUCCAUACAAAUCUGGAUUCAGCUCUGCUAAAUUUCAUUAAUGGUGCCGACACCAAUCACAUUUCUAGUUGGGUGAUGUUUAAAAGUAUGUGUAGGUUUAGGUGUGUGUAUAUAGUUACAUGUGUUUUUCCCCGACUCAACCUGUAUAUGUCGGUGAUCCAUUCACCACCGACUUCUCUGUUUGCAUUCAUUAAUAAGUUAUUUUAUGUUUAUUCAAAUCAUUGCUCACAA
Salvia hispanica is the source of this 973-nucleotide messenger RNA. RefSeq lists its product as uncharacterized. Lineage: Eukaryota; Viridiplantae; Streptophyta; Magnoliopsida; Lamiales; Lamiaceae. The record is from RefSeq and is a predicted model, not a curated record.